AUGCCUGCAGGUGAUAAGCCCCAAUUUCGAGACGUCUCAAAUGUCCCGCUUCCCUCCGCCCUUCCGUUCCCCUCUCCUCUCAUCCGCUCAAUGCCUGCAGGUGAUAAGCCCCAAUUUCGAGACGUCUCAAAUGUCCCGCUUCCCUCCGCCCUUCCGUUCCCCUCUCCUCUCAUCCGCUCAAUGCCUGCAGGUGAUAAGCCCCAAUUUCGAGACGUCUCAAAUGUCCCGCUUCCCUCCGCCCUUCCGUUCCCCUCUCCUCUCAUCCGCUCAAUGCCUGCAGGUGAUAAGCCCCAAUUUCGAGACGUCUCAAAUGUCCCGCUUCCCUCCGCCCUUCCGUUCCCCUCUCCUCUCAUCCGCUCAAUGCCUGCAGGUGAUAAGCCCCAAUUUCGAGACGUCUCAAAUGUCCCGCUUCCCUCCGCCCUUCCGUUCCCCUCUCCUCUCAUCCGCUCAAUGCCUGCAGGUGAUAAGCCCCAAUUUCGAGACGUCUCAAAUGUCCCGCUUCCCUCCGCCCUUCCGUUCCCCUCUCCUCUCAUCCGCUCAAUGCCUGCAGGUGAUAAGCCCCAAUUUCGAGACGUCUCAAAUGUCCCGCUUCCCUCCGCCCUUCCGUUCCCCUCUCCUCUCAUCCGCUCAAUGCCUGCAGGUGAUAAGCCCCAAUUUCGAGACGUCUCAAAUGUCCCGCUUCCCUCCGCCCUUCCGUUCCCCUCUCCUCUCAUCCGCUCAAUGCCUGCAGGUGAUAAGCCCCAAUUUCGAGACGUCUCAAAUGUCCCGCUUCCCUCCGCCCUUCCGUUCCCCUCUCCUCUCAUCCGCUCAAUGCCUGCAGGUGAUAAGCCCCAAUUUCGAGACGUCUCAAAUGUCCCGCUUCCCUCCGCCCUUCCGUUCCCCUCUCCUCUCAUCCGCUCAAUGCCUGCAGGUGAUAAGCCCCAAUUUCGAGACGUCUCAAAUGUCCCGCUUCCCUCCGCCCUUCCGUUCCCCUCUCCUCUCAUCCGCUCAAUGCCUGCAGGUGAUAAGCCCCAAUUUCGAGACGUCUCAAAUGUCCCGCUUCCCUCCGGCCUUCCGUUCCCCUCUCCUCUCAUCCGCUCAAUGCCUGCAGGUGAUAAGCCCCAAUUUCGAGACGUGAUAAGCCCCAAUUUUGAGACGUCUCAAAUGUCCCGCUUCCCUCCGCCCUUCCGUUCCCCUCUCCUCUCAUCCGCUCAAUGCCUGCAGGUGAUAAGCCCCAAUUUCGAGACGUCUCAAAUGUCCCGCUUCCCUCCGCCCUUCCGUUCCCCUCUCCUCUCAUCCGCUCAAUGCCUGCAGGUGAUAAGCCCCAAUUUCGAGAUGUCUCAAAUGUCCCGCUUCCCUCCGCCCUUCCGUUCCCCUCUCCUCUCAUCCGCUCAAUGCCUGCAGGUAAUAAGCCCCAAUUUCGAGACGUCUCAAAUGCCCCGCUUCCCUCCGCCCUUCCGUUCCCCUCUCCUCUCAUCCGCUCAAUGCCUGCAGGUAUCUUGCCCCACUCUCCUCUGCCCCUCUCCCUCCUCCGUUGCACUGCACCCCACCUCCCUGCAGAAGCUAUCCUCUCUCCUUUCCAUCGCCCUUCGCUUCGCCACCACCGUCAGCACCACCAUCCACACAGCCUCCUCUCUCCCCGGCCUUGAUUCGUCGUCUUCAUCAUCAGCAGCAGCAGGAGGAGGAGGAGGAGGAGGAGGAGGAGGAUGGGGAGGAGGAGGAAGGGGGGGUUAUGGGGUGGAGGGUAGGACCAGUGGAGGCGAGCUGGCUGAUUACGCGUACGGCGAUGCCACGUCAGAUGCCAAGGGACGGGCGGCCCGGGCGGCAUUCCGUCGACAGUUAGCGGCAGAGGAGCUACAGCGGGGUUUGGAGGAGGAAGGGUUUGUCGAAGAAAUGAGGGCCAUGCAUGCCGCUUUCGCGACCUCUCUCCGGGCUGCCACUACUGCCAUCGCAUCUGCCCUCCGAGACCAUCCUGUGUUGCUCUCCCUGCACCUCGCCCUCUCUGCUGUUGCCAAAGGACUUCCUUAA
This is a messenger RNA of Closterium sp. Naga37s-1, 2007 nucleotides long. Lineage: Eukaryota; Viridiplantae; Streptophyta; Zygnematophyceae; Desmidiales; Closteriaceae. The record is from the annotation of a GenBank genome assembly.